UUCUUCUCCUUCAUCUUCCUCAUUCAUCCCAAAUCCCUGAAAUUCAUCAAAAAGCUUCCAUUUCUGUAAUUGUAUGAGUAAUUAUAUAAAUAUGUUUUCAUGAACAUUAUUGUUCAAUAGUCGAAACAUGAGAGGCUACGAUCGGAUCAAUUCAUUCCUGCCGGACGAGUUGAUCCUCGAGAUUUUCAGGCGGAUCCACGCGAAGUCGAACCGCGACGCCUGCUCCUUGGUCUGCAAGAGAUGGCUUGGGCUCGAGCGGAUCAGUCGAGAUAAGCUUCGAAUUGCUGCUUCCUGUAAACCUGACGCCCUGACCAAACUGUUGGCUCGUCAAUUUAUUAAUGUUAAGAAUAUCUACAUCGAUGAGAGGCUUCCAUUUCCUCUUCCGGUUUCGUUUGGAAGAAGACGUGGUGGAGAUCAGCCUCGAUUUUUAUCCGUUAACCUUCCACGUGCACUUGAAGAUGAAGAAACGAGUUCACAUAGUUUAUCAGAUGCUGGUUUGAUAGCUAUAGGUGAAGGAUUUUCAAAGCUUGAGAAAUUGAGCCUUAUCUGGUGUUCUAAUGUGACAAAUGCUGGUUUAAAAUCUAUUGCCGAGAAUUGUGUCUCCUUGAGAUCUCUGGAUUUACAGGGGUGUUAUGUUGGUGAUCAAGGGCUAGCAGCUGUUGGGGUUUGCUGUAAGCAACUUGAAGAUCUGAAUCUUCGAUUUUGUGAGGGAGUAACUGACGCAGGCUUAAUUGAGUUAGCUUUUAGUUGUGGAAGUACAUUACAAUCUCUGGAGAUUUCAGCUUGCACAAGGAUAACAGAUCUUUCUUUAGAAGCAGUAGGAUCUCACUGCAAAAAUCUUGUAACUUUGUCAUUGGACUCUGAACAGAUCAACAAUAAAGGGGUUAUUGCUGUGGCAAAAGGGUGUCGUCUACUUAAAGUUCUAAAGCUGCAGUGCAUUAAUGUAACAGACGAGGCUCUGCAAAUGGUUGGCAUGUACAGUUCAUCAUUAGAACUCCUGGCUCUUCACAGUUUCCAGAGAUUCACUGACAUGAGUUUAUACGCAAUCGGUAAAGGGUGCAAGAGUCUGAAGAAUCUUACCUUAAGUGAUUGCUAUUAUUUGAGUGACAAAGGGUUGGAAGCAGUUGCAUCUGGCUGCUUAGAACUCACACAUCUUGAAGUUAAUGGAUGCCACAAUAUUGGCACGAAAGGACUGGAAUCCAUUGGUAGAUCUUGCAGGAACCUCUUAGAAUUGGCUCUAUUGUACUGCCAAAAGAUAGGGAAUGAAGCUCUUGCUGAAAUUGGCAGAGGCUGUAGCAACUUGCAAGCCCUUCACUUGGUAGAUUGUUCCAGUAUUAGUGAUGACGCAAUAUGUAGUAUAGCCAAAGGAUGCAGGAACCUGAAAAAGCUUCAUAUACGUCGAUGCUACGAGGUUGGUAAUAAAGGAAUUAUAGCUGUGGGCGAGAACUGUAAAUCCCUCACUGAUCUCAGUCUUCGGUAUUGUGAUCGGGUAGGAGAUGAAGGAAUGAUUGCUAUAGGUCAAGGAUGCUCCUUAACUCACUUAAAUGUCAGUGGGUGUCACCGAAUAGGCGAUGUUGGAAUGACUGCCAUUGCAAGGGGCUGUCCUAGUCUGACUUACCUUGACGCGAGUGUUCUUCAGGAUUUGGGAGAUGCAGGAAUGGCUGAAUUAGGGGAAGGUUGUUCAUCACUAAAGGACAUAGUACUGUCACAUUGUAGACAAAUAACAGAUGUGGGUCUAUCGUAUCUUAUCAAUAAAUGCAAAUUGCUUCAGACUUGUCAUAUGGUAUACUGCCCUCAUAUUAGCUCAGCCGGGGUUGCCACAGUGAUCUCAAGCUGUCCAGACAUAAAGAAAGUGUUGGUCGAAAAAUGGAAAGUUAGUCCUAGGACUAAAAGGCGGGCUGGCUCAAUCAUCUCCUAUCUAUGUGUCGAUCUCUAGAAACAAAACCCGCAAUAAGCUUUGGGUUUGCGGGUGAUCAUAUUUUACUCUAGCCCGACCAGCCUUGAGCUAUAUAGUUUGUUUGUGUGUGUGGUUACUAGUUCUGUUCACAAAUAAAAAGAUUGAAAACUGAUUCCAUAAAAGAGAGACAUGUUGUUCUUGAAUUGUGUUUUUUUCAUUUUUAGACUAUUGUUUUCUUUGAAGUAAGCUAGUAAAACAUAAUUAUUCCACUUGGCAAAUUAUAUAUGUUUCUAUUUCUUUA
Molecule: messenger RNA, 2198 nt
Organism: Impatiens glandulifera
Lineage: Eukaryota; Viridiplantae; Streptophyta; Magnoliopsida; Ericales; Balsaminaceae
Product: F-box/LRR-repeat protein 4
Exons: 8
Coding region: 128-1936 (602 amino acids)
Biological process (GO): SCF-dependent proteasomal ubiquitin-dependent protein catabolic process
Cellular component (GO): SCF ubiquitin ligase complex
Molecular function (GO): protein binding
Source: RefSeq, a predicted model, not a curated record